Messenger RNA from Pichia kudriavzevii, 1713 nucleotides. RefSeq lists its product as uncharacterized. Gene Ontology annotation, molecular function: alpha-1,2-mannosyltransferase activity. The transcript has a single exon. Lineage: Eukaryota; Fungi; Ascomycota; Pichiomycetes; Pichiales; Pichiaceae. Gene Ontology annotation, cellular component: Golgi apparatus; membrane. Gene Ontology annotation, biological process: protein O-linked glycosylation; protein N-linked glycosylation; cell wall mannoprotein biosynthetic process. The coding region runs from base 1 to 1713 and encodes 570 amino acids. The record is from RefSeq and is a predicted model, not a curated record.
AUGUAUCUAUUGAGAAGAUAUAGGUCACUCCUUCCAUAUGUUUUCGUGUCUGUGUUUGCCUUGGGGAUAAUUUUCUCUGUUUACGUUUCCAAAUCCGAGAAUGAUAUUAGAAAGCUUGAUGGUUUCAACGCCGACCCAAUUGAAAAUUCACAACCUGGAACUCCUGAAGCUGUUGAAGAGAAACCAAAUGACGACGCAGACGUCAAAACAUAUGCGUUGGAGAAUGCCCCUGAUCCUUACGCCGACCAAAGCAAUGUGGAAAAAUAUAUUGAAAAACAAUUGAACAGUGAAGGAUCAGAGAUUAAAGAUAUCUCAAAGAUGACAGACGAAGAAAUAAGGGAGAAGCUACGGAUCAUAAAGCAUGAACAAGAAGAGAAGAGAAAGAAAUCACAAGAAGUGGUUGAUUUUACUGAUCCUGCAGAUAGAGUUGAAGGGACCAUGAUUGACAAUAAUUCUAAAACGAGGUUGGACCCCCCGCCAGAUGGCCAGCCUUGGGCACAGUAUGAGCUUGAAAGGAAAGUGCCGGACGGAUUAGUUGGUAAUGGAGGACUAGUCAAUGCGACACUGUUUACGUUAUGUCGAAAUUCCGAGCUUUAUUCCAUAUUGGACUCGAUCCAUCAGUUGGAGACCCGGUUCAAUGGCAAGCAUCAUUACGAUUGGGUUUUUCUGAAUGAUGAGCCAUUCAGUGAGGAGUUUAUCGAGUUGACAUCGAAUCUAAUCAGCGGGCGUGCUAGAUAUGGAUUGAUUCCAAAGAAACACUGGACGUAUCCUGAAUAUGUCGAUCAAGACAAGGCACGUGAGAUUCGUGAAAGUCGAAAAUGGGCGCAAAUCACCUAUGGAUCAAGCGAAUCAUACAGACAUAUGUGUAGGUUCAACUCGUUGUUUUUCUACAAACAUCCGAUCAUGGAGGAGUAUGAUUAUUAUUGGAGGGUUGAACCAGAUGUUAAAUUCCACUGUGACAUUAUGCAGGAUCCAUUCAAAUACUUCCUUGAGAACAAAAAAAAGUAUGGAUUUACCAUUUCCAUGAGGGAAUUACCGAAUACGAUUGAGACACUAUGGGAUACCAGCAAACUGUAUUUUGGGCAACUCCAAGAAGAUUAUUUCUCCAAGGAGAACCGAGAGAAGAAUCUGGCCGACUUUAUAACCGACGAUUCUGGGGCUAGUUAUAACCUUUGCCAUUACUGGACAAAUUUUGAGAUUGCAGACUUGAGUAUCUAUAGAAACGAAAUCUAUCAAGGAUAUGUUGAACAUUUAGAUCGUGCUGGAGGGUUUUUCUAUGAGAGGUGGGGGGAUGCGCCAAUCCACUCUAUUAUUUUCAGUCUAAUGUUGAGUAAGAAGGAGAUCCAUCUGUUUCAAGAUAUCAGUUACGAGCAUACUGUUGGAAAGAGCUGUCCAUUAAACCGGGAACUACAUCGGAAGGCGCAAUGUAUCUGUGAUCCGGAGGAUAACUGGGUGUUGACCAGUGACAGCAGUUGUAAUUUAAAAUUUCUUGAUGUUGUUGAAGAUGCAAAGCCGCCCGAAUUGGAGGCGUACCUGCAGCGGAUUGCCAACAAGAAGUUGGAGGAGGAGGAAUUACGACAAGAGCAGCGGAAACUACGGAUGGAGACGGCACGGCGAAGCAGUGAGGCACGUCGUAGGAAAGCCGAAGAGAGACGGAAGGCCCGGAUUGCUGCCAAGGAAGCCCAUAGGAAUAAGCAGAAAGAGCAACAGUAG